Molecule: messenger RNA, 1007 nt
Organism: Pseudomassariella vexata
Lineage: Eukaryota; Fungi; Ascomycota; Sordariomycetes; Amphisphaeriales; Pseudomassariaceae
Exons: 1
Coding region: 420-599 (59 amino acids)
Source: RefSeq, a predicted model, not a curated record
GUCCAAGAUGCUCGCGUAUAUGUAAAGGCACGAUACACAGCAGGCCAGUCCGGACAAGAAAUGCAAAGAGGCGAUAGAUCGGCUUGACAGGUUCCGUUAUGUGGCUUCAACGGCAGCCGCAACAGGCUUGGAAAUACUUGCAGGCAUAUGCAUAAUGGCACAUAUUGGCAACGGAAAUGAGAUGCUUCAGGCCCGAGACCUAGACUUGAUAUUUGACCUUGGAACUCAUGCCACUUGCAACGAUAAACUGGUUAGACUUCCCAGGGUUUGGUUCAACAUCGAAAGGCGGGUUGAACCCUCAAGUUUGAUCGCACGGUAACACGUGCUUGGCGAUAUAGAAGUCCUUUGUCUUGGCGGCAGGUCAAGAGGCAGUUUUCGACCUGCUCGUUAGACUGCAAUGCGGACGUCACCUCGGGAAGAUGCCGAGUAGUAUUGCCAUCUCGGUCCCCGGCCAACCCCAAGUGUGCAUACGGAGCGCACAAGAAUGUUUGUGUCGCAGUUUCUGCUUGUCUCUGACUCCUCAGUCGGCUUGUGUCAGUCUGUGCAGCCCUACGUGCAAGAUGGGCUUACACGUAUCUAAGACAUGGAUCGAAGCUUGACUCAGGCUCAACGUGUCACUCGUUUCCGAAUGUCACAGUCGAGGGCACGGCGCACAUUGCUUUUUCUCCGAGAGAUUGUGAUGCAUCAACAAAUGGCUUGAGCUUGUGCCUCGGUGCUGAUCUUGUGGCAUUCUGUCAUGAUGGCGUGAUAUCACCGCCGCUCGCUGGUAUGUUCGGACGUACAUCCAUCCUGCGGGCAGCGGCUCGUCUUGUCUCGUCUGGUCUGUAAGCUAUUUUCAGCUCGUUGUCUCAAGGCAUCGUCUCGAGCUUCCUCGCAUGCAAGAUUUCCGGCCACAUAGGACAAUCUAUGCCAUCGGCCGGUCGUCGAGUCUGACAAUCCAUGUCUAAGAUGCACGAUGCAUCAUAGUUUUGUGAUAGAAUAAGUGCUGUCGCUGAAGAACGUCGUUG